AAAACAAAAAAGCACUUAUUCAUUUCAUUCUCUUCGAUUAUUCGAGAACGAAAAAAAAAAGCGAGUGAGAGAAACAAAAACUCAACAAUGGCGUCUUUGCUUCAAGCGAUUGUAGAUCCAAAGAGAAACUGGUUCGCUCGUCAGCACAUGAAAGCCGUUUCUACGCGUCUUCGCAAAUACGGUCUUCGAUAUGAUGAUCUGUAUGAUCCAUAUUAUGAUGUUGAUAUCAAGGAGGCUUUGAAUCGGCUUCCUAAGGAGGUUGUUGAUGCUCGUCAUGCGCGUCUUAAGCGUGCUAUUGAUCUUUCCAUGAAGCAUGAGUAUCUUCCUGAGGAUCUUCAGGCAAUGCAAACUCCGUUCAGGAGCUACCUUCAGGAAAUGCUGACCUUUGUUAAGAGGGAACGAGCAGAGCGUGAAGCAUUGGGAGGUUUGCCCCUAUAUCAACGAACCCUUCCAUAAGUGCAUUAAGUAUUGCAUGAAGCUAUUUUGAUUGGAAUUGGAUGUUGAAAUGUAUUACUGUUGUGGUAGAAUGUUUUUGUUGAAGACGAAAUCUUGGGACAGCUUUGAUGAAACCUUAUAUGGACCACAUUUUUUAGUGCUAUAAACUUCCCUUCAGCAUUUUCUAAUAAAUAAAUGGCAACAAUAAACUGGUUUGCCUUCAUAA
Molecule: messenger RNA, 661 nt
Organism: Trifolium pratense (red clover)
Lineage: Eukaryota; Viridiplantae; Streptophyta; Magnoliopsida; Fabales; Fabaceae
Product: cytochrome b-c1 complex subunit 7-2, mitochondrial-like
Exons: 4
Coding region: 88-456 (122 amino acids)
Biological process (GO): mitochondrial electron transport, ubiquinol to cytochrome c
Source: RefSeq, a predicted model, not a curated record